This is a messenger RNA of Mizuhopecten yessoensis (Yesso scallop), 1587 nucleotides long. RefSeq names its product beta-1,3-galactosyltransferase 1-like. The transcript has a single exon. Gene Ontology annotation, molecular function: hexosyltransferase activity. Gene Ontology annotation, cellular component: membrane. The record is from RefSeq and is a predicted model, not a curated record. NCBI's taxonomy places the organism in Eukaryota, Metazoa, Mollusca, Bivalvia, Pectinida, Pectinidae. Bases 9 to 1499 code for a protein of 496 amino acids.
GUUUAAAAAUGCGGCUACUUAAACAGCCUUUUAAAACGGCGAUUCUACUUCUGCGAAAUCCGAAACUUUAUUUGCUACUUUUAGUGAUAGUAGUGGGUACUAUAUUACGCUUACAUACAACAAAAUAUGACAGCAUUCUUAAAAAGACACGCGUGGCUCGUUUGCAUAAAGACUUGGAAGAAUGGGAUAGAAGAGCACCUAUUGACCAUCAAGAACAUAACGAGGAAAUAAAGAGUGCGUUGACAUCACUCAGUCAACGACAUGUCUCUUUGGAGAAACGGGACAGUGUAGUAGUAGUCAACAACGAUGACUUGGAUGUAGAGAGGUUGAAUGGAGUUCAAACAAACGAUUCACAUCAUGAACGUGCUUUGUUUGAGCAGCGGGAAAGCAUUGAAUAUGACCGAAUCCGUAAUGACAUAAAACUCAUACCAAAGUUCGUGGUUAAUGUGAUAAAGACAGAAGGCCAGAAGACGAAUAAAAACGGAACAACUGCAAGAUUUACUCCUGAUAAAUAUCCAUUCAAUGUGAAUUUAACACAGAUUGUACGGCAGUACGACGAGAACGGAUUUGCUGAUGUAACACCAAUCAAUGUGUUUGAUUAUCGCUACAUUAUCAACCCACAUAACACAUGCAGCGGAUCAGAUGCCGUGCGGGUUUUAUUCAUUGUGAAAAGUGCUCCACACAAGACUUCAAAACGAGAAAUCAUUCGCGAUACCUGGGCCGACAAAAAACGCUUCCCAUGGAUUCGGAUUGUUUUCUCCUUCGGCAUACCAAAAGAAAAAGAAGGAUUAUUAGAUCUACAAGACGAAUCCGCUAAAUACCAGGACAUUUUCCUUGUGAAUUACAAAGAUAACUAUUAUAACCUAACCCUGAAGACAGUGAGCGGGUUGAAGUGGGCGGUAACCCACUGUCGACGUGCCAUGUACGUAGUUUCCGUGGAUGACGAUAUUUACGUCGCACCAGACCUGUUGCUUAAAUAUCUUGACGAUCUUCCCGCACGGAAAGCAGAGACAUUCUUCUCCGGUCAUCGUUUAACAGGUACUAUGCCAAUACGGGAUCCAUCAUCGAAAUGGUAUACACCCAAGACUGAGUAUACUUUCAAAAAUUAUCCCAAUUAUAUUUUCGGAGGCUUUGUGAUCAUGUCCAUGUCAACUGUGAGGAACUUUGCAAUAGCAGCAAAGUAUACCAAGUUGUUUAAAUUUGAAGAUGUAUAUUUGGGAAUUUUAGCAGCUAAGCUAGGGAUUAAGGUUAUAGAUAAUGUGUUUGUUAACUCAGGACGAGCGUUUACAGUGUCGACUUCAUUUAAAAAUACAAUUGCCUCUCAUUAUUACGGUAAUCCAAAAGAUUUAAGAAGAGCCUGGGACUGCCACUUGAGUAUAUUAGACCAACAUGCUGAUAAAGCUGUUUACUGUGACUAUAUAGGCAAGCGACUAGAGCAUCUGAAAUCUGAAAUAAAUGAUAUAGCUAAAUGGAUGGAAUUCGCAAAGAAAAACUCAUAAAUGUUGUAUCAAUAUAUUAAAAAGGUCAUAUUAAACAGCUGCCAAUGGAUGUUUUAUAUAUGACGUUUCGAUGACUAGUAGGGUAUGU